AUGCAGUUCAGCAUCCUCUCUCUCCUCGGCUCGGCCGCUCUCGCCGUUGCCACCAACACCGUCACCUUCCAGUCCCUGGACGACGUCACCCGCAUCGUCCACUUCACCCCCAACUCCGGCCUCGCCUCCGUCGACUCCGUCGAGAUCCCCGGCAACAGCAAUGUCACGGUCGAGAUCCCCAAUGCCUGGAUCGGCAACUGGUACUCCGUCUCGGAGGGCGAGGAAAACAUCGCCGGCAUGCUCGGCGAGGUUGCCUUCAACGGCUGGAACGGCCUGACGUACUUUGACGUCUCCGCCAUUGUCAACCCUAACGACCACAACGGCGUCAAGAAGAUGUGGCCCGCCAACGGUGCCCUUCCCAUCUCCGGCUGCGACUUUUUCCCUUGCAACAACGCCUACUACCUCCCCGACGACGUCCAGACCAAGGUCACCUCUGAGACCGACCUCGUCUGCACCCUCGGCAACAACGGCGCCGUCUCUCGCCGCGACGUUGACGACCACUACGAGUCGCCCAGCUACAAGCGCGACUUCGUCCAGGGCAUGUACGCCAACUAA
Messenger RNA from Colletotrichum spaethianum, 555 nucleotides. RefSeq lists its product as uncharacterized. The transcript has a single exon. The record is from RefSeq and is a predicted model, not a curated record. NCBI's taxonomy places the organism in Eukaryota, Fungi, Ascomycota, Sordariomycetes, Glomerellales, Glomerellaceae. The coding region runs from base 1 to 555 and encodes 184 amino acids.